Leptosia nina is the source of this 510-nucleotide messenger RNA. NCBI's taxonomy places the organism in Eukaryota, Metazoa, Arthropoda, Insecta, Lepidoptera, Pieridae. The record is from the annotation of a GenBank genome assembly.
AUGUUUAGCUUAUUUUUGAUCGGGAUAUAUUUCGUGUUAAGUGAGGCGUGUACGACGUACAACUUUGAGGAUAGAUACAGUGAUGAUUUUACAAAUCAACGCGGUCUGUGCGAUGGUCAGCCUAUGUGGCUUCUCAGGAACUACACCGAGAUUGAAGUGGAGAGACCGCACGAGUUAAGUGAGAAGUUUAUUUCACCGAAUCCUAGUAUAAGUUGUGUUGCAUCGUUUCUCUUUGAGGUGACUGCGAAUGGAACUAUAGAGAUUAACGUGUACAUGGAAACGAGCAAUUUGAACGACCAAAUUUCAAUUAUGGCUAACGAGGUGCGGACAAACGACGAUGACGCUACCGUGGGUCACGUUCUGCUUGGACCUAGGUUUACCCCGGAUUUCACUUCGGGAUGGCAUCUACUGCAGCUAACAUUGACGGGUUCAGGGACCUAUACGGGAUAUGUAAGUAUUUUAAGACUAUCAAUAAAUAUAUAUGAGGCUGCUAGAGGCAGAGUGGCCUAG